This is a messenger RNA of Chiroxiphia lanceolata (lance-tailed manakin), 1193 nucleotides long. Its product is annotated as hydrocephalus-inducing protein-like. The transcript has 5 exons. Bases 1 to 789 code for a protein of 262 amino acids. The record is from RefSeq and is a predicted model, not a curated record. Lineage: Eukaryota; Metazoa; Chordata; Aves; Passeriformes; Pipridae. Gene Ontology annotation, cellular component: axoneme. Gene Ontology annotation, biological process: cilium movement; axonemal central apparatus assembly.
AUGCGCACUGAGAAGUGGGAGGAUACCACCAAGAGGGUGUUCAAGGCAGUCCCGGAACCACCUUGCACCAUCCUGAAGAAGAGCAGCCACGAGGUCAAACUUGUCCUCAGUGCUCAGGUUGACUACGCUGAGUUCAGAUUGAACACGGUCGAGGUUCAACUGAAGCAGACUGAGCUCUUCCAGACAGAGAUAAGCACUUUCUGGAUGUCCAAUACAGGGAAUGUAGCCCUGAAAUACUGCUGGGAGGAGAAUCUGGAGGAGGAAAUACCAUCAAAGAGUUCUGGGAGACCAUUCUUGUCCACUCAGACACGUGAUUUCUUGUCCUCUGCUGCUGAGGAUCUCUGGGAAAGGAAUCGUGCAAGGCUGGUGCAGCAGGCAUCACCACUUGAGUCAACUCAGCCCCAGCCAACUCAGCCCCAGCCAAGUCUGCACCUUUCAAAGCAGCUGCGCCGCUCUUCGAAGGGCCUUAGCUCCUCCCCGGAACGGUCUCCAAUUCCCGUCAAGUACCCACCGCUGUUCUCCAUCGAGCCCUGCUGCGGUACCAUCCCUGUUGACCAGAGUCAGAUUUUCCGUGUGAAAUUCUUCCCGACGCGUGUGGGGGAAUUUAAGGCCGAAAUGCUGUGCAGAGUUCAUAACCUGAAGCCAUCUCAGAAGAGCCCACGGGUGUUGGUGAUGGGGAAAGGCUGUGAGCCGAAGGCUGAUCUGAAACGCUUUCCAUCACUGCAAAAAGGUGAAACCCAGAGCAGCAAACCCAAGAAGAAGGUGCAGCGGUCAGCAAAACUAGAGUGACACCAUUUGUGCCAUGGCUUCUCCUGCUCGUGGUUUCCCAGCCUUCAGCAGAGACCUCCCCAGCUACUCUUCGAGGCCCAAUACCCACCUCUACCUCAUCCGUGUACUACCUAAUAAACUGUGUCUCAACGCACGAGUUUUCUCACUGUUACUCUUCCAGUUCUCUCCCACCUCCCCGGGAGGGGAGUGAGCAGGUGUCUGUGUGGUGCUUGGUUGGGAGCUGGGGCUCAGCCAUCUCCAGGAAAGCAGCUGUGAUCAGACAUCACCCCCAUUGCUCCGCAGGCUGCUCUGCUCUCUUAGGAAUUCCCAUUCCUUGGCCUUUGUGUCAUGGGUGGGGUAGUGAAGUGUCCCUUUGGUCACACCAGGAACUCUGCACGACUAAUGUGGGAGCAGCACUGACUGUA